AUCAAAGUCACUUGUUGGAAACAAUCUUGUAUUUUGGAUAUUUUUUUUUUUAAUCUUUGUGAUCAUUUAAUUUAUAUAAUAAACAUUGAGUGAAUUAAAUAAAUUACAAGUGACACCAAGUGUAAUUGAAAUAAUAGAAAUUUGUUUUUUUUUGGAUAAUAAAAUGUACGGAUAUUCCAAUGGCAAUUUUGAUCAACUUAAAAAAGAGACAAUAGUUGUGGAUAUUGUACCACCUCAGUAUCAAGUUAGCCCACCACAUAGCCCAGCAGAAAUGCCUCACACACCUGAGAAAGAUGGCUCAUCACAAGCGGAAGAAAGCAAUAAGCCGCAACAUCCAAGACGGUCACCGAUUCCGUCAUCAAUGGACCCAAACAUCAGACGUUACAGAACCGCCUUUACCCGGGAACAAUUGAACCGACUUGAAAAGGAAUUCAAUCGUGAAAAUUACGUGAGUCGUCCAAAAAGGUGUGAGCUAGCUCUUGAACUUCAGCUACCCGAGUCAACUAUCAAGGUUUGGUUUCAAAACCGUCGGAUGAAGGACAAGCGUCAACGUAUGGCAAUGGUUUGGCCGUACGCUGUUUAUGCAGAUCCAGCAAUGAUGAGUUUACUUGCUGCAGCAUCAGCAUCAAUGCCACAAUCACCCUAUCAUCAUCAUCAUAAUCAAGGCAUGACACCAUCGCAUUUGACUGUUCCGGCAGGCUAUCAAAAUGCUGCAGCUGCAGCAGCUUUUUACGCAACAAGAUAUUCACCUUAUGGAUUACCACCAAGUCAUCAGAGUGUUACUGCUACCAGUCCACCUGGUUCUGGUCUUCACAGAUCUCAUCAUCAUCAACAUCAUCAAUCUCCACUUAAUUAUCAUCCACAUCAUUUACUUCAACCUCAUCAAAUUCCUCUACCAUCACCUCAUUUGCCUGGCCUUGGUGUCACUUCACCCAUUAGCAAUAAUGGCUACACAUCCACGCCCAAUAGCCAAGCAACUCCCACGACGCCUACUUAUAGACCAGUUACUCAACUUCCUGAAUUUAGCCCAGUCAAUUCAGAGGCAUCAAGUGAUUGCGACUGCGCUGGCUCUAUUCACCUUCAUCAUGCUCAUCAUCUUGCAAAUUAUUCACGUGACAAAACACUCUCACCGAAAUCUCCAUCAACACCACCACCCCCACCACCUCCAGCAUCAAUAACACCUCUAAGUAUUCAAAGCGCAUUUGAAAGUCAAAAUUCUGGCUAUCAUCAUGGACUUAUUACAACUGUCUCUGUCACUCCAACAAAAACACAAAUAUCUCCUAAAAUUGGAGCCCCAAAAUUAUUUCAACCCUACAAAAAUGAUAUUACUCAAAAAGCGUAAUUUUCAUUUAUUAAAAUUAAUUUUUUUUUUUUAUUUAUUGUAAAUAGUUU
Aphidius gifuensis is the source of this 1392-nucleotide messenger RNA. RefSeq names its product segmentation protein even-skipped. Gene Ontology annotation, cellular component: nucleus. The transcript has 3 exons. The coding region runs from base 164 to 1342 and encodes 392 amino acids. The record is from RefSeq and is a predicted model, not a curated record. Gene Ontology annotation, biological process: regulation of transcription by RNA polymerase II. NCBI's taxonomy places the organism in Eukaryota, Metazoa, Arthropoda, Insecta, Hymenoptera, Braconidae. Gene Ontology annotation, molecular function: DNA-binding transcription factor activity, RNA polymerase II-specific; RNA polymerase II cis-regulatory region sequence-specific DNA binding.